AUGCUGAAAUCCUCCCGCCAGCCCAUACAUCAGUAUGAGCUGGUCCCCCGAGACUCUGUCGACGAAGAGCAGCACGAUGCUGGUCGCGAUCGUUUGGACACCACCACCACCUUUUCCAGGCCAUCAUGGCUUGACCGUUUGCCCUGGCCCUUGACCAAUGUCAACAAACUCUCAGACCGAGCCGUAUACGUCCACUACGUCACCCCGCGCCGACGCAAGCGAUCCCUCCUGCGCCUCAUAUACUGGUCCAUAUUCUCUAUUCCUUACCUUUUAAUCCUUCUCGUCCUCGUCACUGGCGCUUUCUUUCCGAGUUACACUAUCCGACCACUCCACUAUGACGAACUACGCAAGCGCGCAAUUACUACUGGCCGCGCAAACCCAUACAAUGAAACUGUGUUUAUAGUGGCAUCGCUCGCUGAGCACAAAGGCGACUUGACUUCCGGGGCCUGGGGAAAGGAAGUGCUUCAGCUCAUUGAUCUCCUAGGUCCGGAGAAUGUGCAUUUGAGCAUAUAUGAAGAUAAUCCAGACCCGGUCACCAAGCAAUCUUUGAAGGCAUUUCGAAAAAAAGUCAAGUGCAAUUCUACUAUCGUAGCCGAAGAUCUCGACCUCGCUUCUCUGCCCCAUAUUACACUACCGAACGGUGAGGAACGCCUUAAAAGGAUUGCGUUCCUUGCCGAGGUUCGCAAUCGCGCGCUGGCUCCAAUCGACACGCAUGGAGUGAAAUUCGACAAACUCCUCUACCUCAACGAUGUCAACUUCGACCCCAUCGAAGCCGCCCAGCUCCUCUUUGCAACAAAUAUCGACUCCAACGGACGCGCAGACUAUGCUGCAGCAUGUGCCGUCGAUCACAUCAUGCCCUUCAAAUUCUACGACCGCUUCGCAACCCGAGAUUACGACGGCAUGGUGACCGGCUUGCCCUUCUUUCCGUGGUUCACCAGCGCAGGUACGGCAACAAGCAGGAACGAUGUGCUCGAGGGCAGGGACGCUGUACGGGUACGAAGCUGCUGGAGCGGCAUGGUGGCUUUUGAAGCGAAGUGGUUCCAGGCCCGAGCCGGAGCACCAGCAGAGGCUGCGGACCCACAGGCCCAGUCGCCUAAUCGCGAUUUAUCCCCUCUCCGGUUCCGAUACGACAAAGAGCAAUUCUGGGAGGCAUCCGAGUGCUGCCUGAUCAACGCGGAUCUCCAGUACCGGAUGUCGGGCAAAGGUAGACCUACACAGUCUAGGAUUUACAUGAAUCCAUUUGUCCGGGUGGCCUACGACGAGAAAACCUUGAGCUGGCUCUCGUUGAUCCGUCGACCAGAACGCCUCUACGCCCCGAUCCACGACAUUCUCAACUACUUUGUUGGGUUCCCCGAGACGCAGGAACGCUUCGCUGAGGAGCCUGGCGAGGUUGUCACAGACAAGGUCUGGGUUUUUGAUAACCCAGCUGCAGCCUUUGCACAGAAUGCGACAGAGGUGCAGCUCGCCGGACAUUAUGUUGAACGCACGCGAAAGGUAGAGCCCGCCUCGAUAAUAUGUGUUGAUGUUAUUAUUCGUCAGUUUCCGGGCAAGAAGAACUUCAAAAUUGAGCAAAGUAAUGCUUUUCUGUCGACGGGACUGAGUCUUUCUUUUGGCGUUAUGAUCUUUUCAUCAUUGUAUAGCAUGCUUCCCUCAGCAAAGAAGUAUUUAGUAGGUGGCGGUAUGUCACCAAGGAAUGCGAUAUUAACAAUGAUUGGAUGCUUUCUAGUUGGUGCUCUUGGCAUUUCCGUCCUCUCUGGGAUACUACACAAGUAUAUUCCGCAUUCAGUUGUAGACUGCAACGAUGAGCACGGUGAUGAAGAACACCUAAAAGACGAGGAAGAGCAUGGCCAUUCGCACGAACCGAUGCAAGAGCAACAACCUGGAUUGCCGCACACAGAAGCACACCACGAACACCGGGCAUAUGGAACCAGUAGCGAGACCUCGAAUGCUGGCCAAUCACAAAGACCAUCACUGCACAAGUCUAUCUCGUCCAAAAUGUCUCAACUGGUAACUCGAGCCGAGAAAGCAUGUGACAAUAACCACAACGGGGAAUGCUAUGGCGAUUUCUGCGAGAUCCGGCCCACGCGUUUGCAGUCGAGGAAGUCCCUUGGCAGCCUGACAGCUAUACGACCAUCUGCUGUGAAUAGGAACCAAAACUCACAAGGUCCGCACGACCGGAAGUUAGUAUUGGAAGAUGUAGAUGAGACCACUCCUCUGAUUCCCACGAGAUCUGUUCCGGCCACUUUGGAAAGCUCUCUUGCUAGCCUACCGCCCGCAAAUGGCCAUGCAAGCACCAACACAAAUCAUAUCACUCCAGCGCACAAACACAGUCGUAGUUCCUCGGUCUCCUCUCACUCGUCGCAUGAUUCUCACUUCCACGGACACAACCAUAACCAUAACCACAACCACGGCCACGGCCACGGCCACGGCCACGGCCACGGCCACGGCCACGAUCUAUCCCAAUCUCAACACCACCAUCACGUCCCUACCAACGUUUUCCUCUCUCUUGGCCUACAAACCAGUACCGCAAUCGCACUUCACAAGAUUCCAGAAGGCUUCAUCACAUAUGCUACCAACCACGCAAACCCAACGCUCGGCUUCUCCAUCUUCCUCGCACUCUUCGUCCACAACAUCACCGAAGGCUUCGCCCUUGCCCUCCCCCUCUACCUAGCUAUCAACUCCCGAUGGAAAGCAAUGCUCAUCUCCACAAUCCUCGGCGGCGUCAGUCAACCGCUGGGCGCCGGCGUGGCAGCGCUCUGGUUCAAAGUGCAAGGCCGCGGCCGAGGCAGCGGCACCGAAGACGGGGAGAUGGACACGAUUUACGGCUGCAUGUUUGCCGUUACAGCGGGUAUCAUGGCCAUGGUGAGCUUGCAGUUGCUAGGUGAGAGUUUGGACUUGACAAAUAGCCGGCGACUGUGCUUUGUAAGUGCCUUUGCGGGCAUGGGCAUUCUGGGCUUGAGCAGUGCGCUUACAGCGUAA
This is a messenger RNA of Bipolaris victoriae FI3, 2979 nucleotides long. RefSeq names its product glycosyltransferase family 69 protein. Gene Ontology annotation, cellular component: membrane. The transcript is spliced from 4 exons. The record is from RefSeq and is a predicted model, not a curated record. NCBI's taxonomy places the organism in Eukaryota, Fungi, Ascomycota, Dothideomycetes, Pleosporales, Pleosporaceae. The coding region runs from base 1 to 2979 and encodes 992 amino acids. Gene Ontology annotation, molecular function: metal ion transmembrane transporter activity. Gene Ontology annotation, biological process: transmembrane transport; metal ion transport.